Centruroides sculpturatus (bark scorpion) is the source of this 4757-nucleotide messenger RNA. RefSeq lists its product as uncharacterized. Gene Ontology annotation, molecular function: peroxidase activity; heme binding. Gene Ontology annotation, biological process: response to oxidative stress. The coding region runs from base 79 to 4605 and encodes 1508 amino acids. The transcript has 31 exons. The record is from RefSeq and is a predicted model, not a curated record. Lineage: Eukaryota; Metazoa; Arthropoda; Arachnida; Scorpiones; Buthidae.
AGACCAUUGGAUUACUUUAAGUGUGUGAGAAAAGGAAAGCACUUGUAUCGAAAGGAUAUCUGAGUAGUGCCAAGCGCAAUGUGGAAAUAUGUCAUUCUGUUCGUGUUCUGUUUACCGUCAACCUCACCUCAAUACAAAGGUGAACUCGUUGCGCCUUUGAUCAGCAAUGAAUUCCCCGAAACAUCGCCUAACUCCGAAUGUGCCCUAUUACUACAAAGGACUUACGUAAGCAGAGAAAGAUUUAGGGAUCCUUAUCUUUACGAUUCUGUCAAACCCGGCCGGCCUAGUCCUAAAGAAGAAGUUUGUAUCCUAUAUUCGGAUGUCAAUGAUGCGGUGGCAGAAGCCAGGAAAAAGUUGGAUUAUCGUCAGCCUCCCACAAUCAACAGUCUGGAACCUUACCCCGGUGAUAUUGAUAUUACAGCUGAACUUGUAUUGGAAGUAACCAGAAUUUUGGCGAAUAGGUUCCGACUUUCGAAUGAUGAAAUCAUCAAUGGUCUUCCUCUUAUCGAUACAUCUCGUACUGAUAUAUGGGAUGUGUGUCCCGCUCACGUAAAACCUAUGCCAUGCACAAUGGAAAGAUACAGAAGUCACACGGCCCAUUGUAACAAUAUGAAACAUCCUUCUUGGGGUGUGGCCAAUACUCCUUUUGUUCGAUUCCUUCCUCCAGUUUACGCAGAUGGUAUUUCCGCUCCUAGAGUAUCUGUCGUGGACGGUGGUCCACUUCCAAAUGCCAGAUUAGUAAGCAGCAGUAUCCACAGAGAUCACGAUCAGCCAAGUGGUCAUUUAUCUGUUUUAGUUAUGUCUUGGGGUCAAUUCAUCGAUCACGAUUUAACUCUAGCUUCCCCUCCUCGAGAUGCGAAUGAUCUGGAUUUCGACUGCUGUGGAAUACCUCCCGAAAAACAACAUAAGAAUUGUAUGACAUUGGAAAUUCCACGUAACGAUCCGUUUUAUUCACGUCAUGGGCAGACAUGUAUGGAUUUUAAAAGAUCAAUUGCCGGACAUCGACCCAGUUGCGCUCUUGGUCCUAGAGUUCAUGUCAAUCUCUUAACCGGAUCAAUCGACGCAAACUUUAUCUAUGGUUCCACUGAAGACUUAUCUAGUAAACUACGAUUAAGAAGUCGAGGGUUAAUGAAAACAUGGGACCGUUUCCGAGAAUAUGGACUUAAACCUCUAUUACCUGCUCAAUCUGAUAACGCUGAACGAGACUGUAUUGCUAGACCUCGUCGAAUGUAUUGCUUCUUGGCUGGAGACGAACGAGUUAACGAACAGAUCCACUUGACAGUUUUGCAUACUCUUUAUGUCCGAGAUCAUAAUAGACUAGCUACAAAAUUAGCUCAGUUGAAUCCACACUGGGACGAUCAUAGAAUAUAUCACGAGACUCGCCACAUUCUUGCAGCAGCUCUGCAAUAUAUUACAUACAACGAAUUUUUACCUAUGACUCUAGGAGACGAUCUGAUGCACAAAUAUAAUCUCACUUUAUUAAAAGACGGAUAUUGGAACCAUUAUGAUCCGGAUGUCCAUUUAGGUUUAGGAAACGCUUUCCAGGCAGCUGCCUUCAGAUUCGGACAUACCCACAUUCAAGGGAUGGUUCGGAGAUAUAAUAAAUAUCACGAAUUUUUAGGACAACACGAACUGCACAACCUCCUCCGACAUCCCUUCAUUCUAUACGAACCCGGAAAAUUAGAUGAAUUAAUAGGAGGUCUGAUAAAUACACCCGCUCAAACAUAUGACCCAUUUAUCACAGACCAGGUGACCAAUCACUUGUUUCAAGAGCCACCCGAUCAUUUUGGAAUGGAUUUAGCGGCAAUGAAUUUAUUAAGAGGAAGAGAACACGGUUUACCCGGAUAUAACGACUAUCGUGAAUGGUGUGGACUACCUCGCGCUAAAACCUUUUCCGAUCUAGAACCUUAUCUAAAUAACCAAACAGCUUUUAAGUAUUCUCAAAUUUACAAGCAUCCUGACGAUAUCGAUCUGUGGAGUGCUGGUGUUUCCGAAAGGGUUCUACCUGGAGCUAUGGUAGGCCCUACAUUCGCUUGCAUCAUAGCUCGACAGUUCUCCAAUUUGAAGAGAGGAGAUAGAUUUUGGUUUGAAAAUUCUGGCUUCCCCUCCGCUUUCACUCCAGAACAACUGCGCGAGAUCCGUAAAGCCACUCAAGCCAAAAUUAUAUGCGAAAACGCUGACGAUAUGCCCACUAUUCAACUUUGGGUGAUGAGGCUCCCACAUCCUAUUUAUAAUCCCCGACUGCACUGCUCCGAUAUUCCCGACAUAGAUUUAAGAUAUUGGCAAGAAGAUCCAAAAUUACAUCAGAAGUUCCAGUUUACUUGUUUACUUCGGAAUAAGAAGAUACGUCCAUAUGUAACGUUCAUGUAUGUAUUGGUGACGGUUAUUUUGCUGGUUUUGGGAGAUAAUAUAAUUCUCUCGGUCCAGCAAGUAAGACCCCCUUUCAACAAUGAUUAUUCUCCAGGAUGUGCUUUAGUUUUGAAGAGUGGAAAACGAAGAGUUCAUUCCAAAAGAUCCUUACCACCUGGCAUCCAAUUCAUCAAGGCUUUUGUGGAAGACUGGAGAGUAGAAGAAAGUUCGGAAAGCGGGCCAGACUGUAUUACAUUUGACGACAUUAAUAGAGCAGUGCACGAAGCCAGAAGAAAAUUUGGACAAGAAGUUCCAUGGGAAAUUCAAGAGUUGUCUUCAGUACAGCCUAAGCCCGAACAUAUAUCAAUCGUAGCCGAAAUUCUGCUAGAGGCGACAAAAAUAUUGGCUCACAGAUUCUAUCUCUCUUUCGAUACUAUAGCCCAUGGACUCCCGCAAAUCGAAACUUCCAAAACAAUUAUUAAUGAUAUCUGUCCUACUUUUCUCAAACCAGUGAAAUGUGAAGUCAGUCGUUAUCGCACUUUGACUGGAAUGUGCAACAAUUUAGACAAUCCCUCCUGGGGUUCUGCUCGAUCGGCUAUGGUUAGAUUUUUGCCUCCCAAUUAUUCAGAUGGAAUAUCUGUACCUAGACGAGCAUAUGAUGGAGAAUUGUUGCCUAGUCCCAGAAUUGUCAGUUUGGUCAUGCAUCACGAUGUAAGCGAACAUGAUUACGGAAUCUGUAACAUGAUUGCUGCUUGGGGCCAGAUGUUAGAUCACGAUUUAACUAGAGCAGCUCCUUCUCUUGAUCAAAGUAAAAGAAGCAUAGAAUGUUGCAAAUCACAGCAGAAACAUUAUAACUGCUAUCCGGUUAACAUUCCCUCCGAUGAUCCGUUUUAUAAAUUCUUUGAUCGAAAAUGCAUGAAUUUCGCUAGAUCUCUGGCUGGUUUGCAACCUGGAUGCAGAUUGGGCCCUCGUUGGCAAGUGAAUGCGAUAUCUGCUUACAUAGAUGGAAAUUUCCUUUAUGGGAGUAACGAAGAAGUUGCUAACAGAUUAAGAGAAUAUAGAGGAGGAAGGUUGAAAACGUCACCUCUUUAUCGAAAUUUGGGAUUAAAAGAUUUACUUCCUAUGAAAACUGUGGAUCCAGAUGUGGGUUGCAUUGCCAGACCAAGAAAUUUAUAUUGUUUUGAUGCCGGCGAUAACAGAGUCAACGAACAAUUGCAAUUGGCAGUGAUGCACAUUUUGAUGAUGAGAGAACAUAAUCGAAUUGCAAACAUUCUUUCACAAAUAAAUCCUCAUUGGGACGAUGAAACAAUUUAUCAGGAAACACGACACGUUAUUUCUGCAGAAAUACAACACAUUACUUACAAUGAAUUUUUACCAGUUGUCUUGGGAGAUGACAUGAUGAAGAAAUACGACCUACAACCUUUAGCAAAGGGUUACUAUCAAGGUUACAGCCCUAAAAUAAAUGCCGGUAUAAGAGCAGCCUUCCAAUCUGCAGCUUUUCGAUUUGGACAUAGUUUAUUACCGGAUGUUACCGAACGAUAUAAUAAAUAUCACGAGAGAAUAGAGGCCAUUCGUCUAUCAACUCAAUUACUGCAACCGUACGAUUUGUACAAACCGGGAAUUAUCGACACUUUUAUUUUGGGUCUUAUAAAUCAAGAAGCUUACCGUAUGGAUACAGAAAUCACUACCGAAGUAACGAAUCACUUAUUCGAGAAACCUGGAGAUAGGUUUGGAAUGGAUUUAGCAUCGAUGAAUAUGCAAAGAGCGAGAGAACAUGGUUUGCCCGGAUAUAAUCGUUAUAGAGAAUAUUGUGGUUUACCACCUGCUAGAAGCUUCGAUGAUCUCGUUGGUUUAAUGCCAAAUAAAACCAUUCAUCGUUACAGCAAAUUAUAUAAAAAUAUCCACGAUCUUGAUUUAUGGAGCGUAGGUAUUGCAGAAUUUCCUAUUCCUAAAGGUAUAGUUGGUCCGACAUUUGCUUGCUUAAUUGCCGAACAAUUUGCUAAUAUCAGAAGGGGAGAUCGGUUUUGGUAUGAGAAUCCAGACUGGCCUUCAAGCUUCACUCCAGCUCAACUUCAAGAAAUAAGAAAAGUAAAAUUAAGUCGACUUUUGUGUGAUAACGCAGAUGACAUGAUCAGUGUACAGUUUCAUGCUAUGAGAAUGGCUGAUCCAAGACUAAAUCCACGAUUAGAUUGCGGAGGGCCAGAUAUACCAAGAAUGGAUCUGACAAAAUGGAGAGACACUAAAUACGACAAAUGAACAUGAAGAUUUUAUAACCGUGAUCCCAAUAUGUAAAUACCGUUUGAACUCUUAUUUAAGCUUCGGAACCACGAAUGUUGAAGAUGGUGACAACCAUUGUCUUCUAUUUAGGAGGAUGUUUGUCAUUAAGUACAAUAAAUUCUAAAUCGUUU